AUGCUCGGUCUGCUAGUGUCUGUCUUUACCCUAGGUUUCUGCACUGUCGCGUCAGCCCAGCGCAACCUCACAGUUCCCAACUCAUUCCCUCAUGCAUGGCCAGGCCAGCCGAACACCACCACCUUCGGACCUGAUUGGCAGAGCUACUUCGAGGUAACGCAGAGCCUGCCUAACAUCACAGGCGUCCUCCCCGCCCUCCCGCGCAGCUUCGCGGGCAACAUCCCGGUAAACCGCACAGGGCACCCCAACGAUACCCUCUUCUUCUGGGCGUUCGAGAAAGUCGGCGCGAAUGGCUCUUUGACUGCACCCGCCGACGUGAACAACACCGAUCCAUGGAUCAUUUGGCUGCAAGGAGGUCCAGGGUCCUCCGGUAUGAUUGCGCUCACGACGGAGAAUGGCCCAGUCCAUGUGUUACCCAACGGCUCCUGGGUGUUCAAUAACUUCAGCUGGAACAACCUCGCAGAUACCAUCUGGAUUGAUCAACCUGUGGGCACCGGGUUCUCGACGGCGGAUACAACAGGCUACGUCUCAGACGAGGAUCAGACGGGACAGGACUUCGUCGGCUUCCUGUCGAACCUCGUCCAAGUGUUCCCGAGUCUUGCGACGCGUCCCUUGUACCUAUCAGGCGAGAGCUACGCCGGGACGUACAUCCCUUACAUCACGAAGCAUCUCUUCCAGACGCCCAAUCCGCCUGUCAAGCUCCGCAAGAUCACCAUUGGGGACGGUUCGCUCGGGUCCCAGGCCACUGUCGAGCAUCUGCCAGUGGUCAAUGUCAUCGAGACGUAUCCGGCCCUCAUCGGAUAUGAUGAGGACGUAUUCAACUAUUUCCGCGAGCAAACACAUCUCUGUGGCUUCGACCUGAAUCUCACAUACCCUCAAAACGGUCAUUUCCCGACUUUAAACCUCGUCCGACCCACAACCUCGUCGGCCCUGAGCGAGUCGAUUCUCAACCCCACCGAAAGCCGCGCCAGAACCCUCAAGGAGACCAUCUCUGAGAAGUUUGCCGCCGUGCACGGCAGCCCUUCUUUAGCGAAGAGGGCCGAGUUCCACGAGCGCAGGGAGGCAGAACGUCAGCAAUGGAAGCGGGAUCUCUCAGGGCGCGCGAAUGGCACGAUCGACCCCUCAUACGGCUGCUUUUUGCUGGACGAGCUGAUUGACUAUGCGGUCAACUUCACGUUCCCCUGGUCGAACGGUGACUUUGACGUGUAUGACAUUCCCGACGCGACAAAUCCCGAGCCCUUCAAGAACGCCUCCUCCUUCUUCAACGAUGACGCCACCCGUGCGGCCCUCCACGCGCCGACGUCCAAGGACUGGAUCCGGAACUUCAACUACCCCUUCGGCUCUACGUACAACAGCACCGGGGGAAACCAGUACGGAGAUCCGUCCGUCGAGCCGAUCGCCUUCCUCUCCGACCUCGCCGCAAACGCCUCGGCCGCGAACGUUUCCAUCGUCUUCUACUCGGGCAACGACGACUCGCUCGUCCAGCAUCACGGCACGGAGGUCAUCAUUCAGAACAUGACGUUCGGCGGCCAGCAAGGCUUCACGCACAAGCCCUCCACGCCAUGGUUCGAUGACGAUGGCAACUUCGCCGGGAUCGUCCACCAGGAGCGCGGACUCGCGUAUGUGCUGUUCCAGGGCGCGGGACACCUGGUGCCGAUGUGGAAGCCGGCGCAGGCGUUGGUCUUCCUGCGGGAGUUCGUGCUGGGCAACAACCUGAACGGGACAGUCUCCGGGACGGUGGUGGUCGGCGGGGAGAACAGUACGCUGGCAAACGACUUCUUGCCGGGAGGCAAGGAGAUCUUCUAUGGCUCAUCGGCCACGCAGUACACAUACACGGUUCCAGCGGCAUCGGCGUCCGCAUGGAGUGCCUUCAUUGCGACUGCAACAGCCACACAGGGGCCCAACAUUGGCGCAGUAAACGGGGUGAUAGGUAGUGGGCUACCUGGAGCGACAUUGGUGGCGAUCUGGAGCAUUAUUGUCGCAGUUGGGGUCGCAUUGCUCUAG
Messenger RNA from Dichomitus squalens LYAD-421 SS1, 2004 nucleotides. Its product is annotated as alpha/beta-hydrolase. The record is from RefSeq and is a predicted model, not a curated record. Gene Ontology annotation, molecular function: serine-type carboxypeptidase activity. Gene Ontology annotation, biological process: proteolysis. Lineage: Eukaryota; Fungi; Basidiomycota; Agaricomycetes; Polyporales; Polyporaceae. The coding region runs from base 1 to 2004 and encodes 667 amino acids. The transcript is spliced from 11 exons.